This is a messenger RNA of Penicillium subrubescens, 1017 nucleotides long. Its product is annotated as Amidohydrolase 2. Gene Ontology annotation, molecular function: hydrolase activity. The coding region runs from base 1 to 1017 and encodes 338 amino acids. The transcript has a single exon. NCBI's taxonomy places the organism in Eukaryota, Fungi, Ascomycota, Eurotiomycetes, Eurotiales, Aspergillaceae. The record is from RefSeq and is a predicted model, not a curated record.
AUGCUGACAUCGACUCAGUCUCAUGCUGCUAUACUCGGAAAGCCUCCGCGGAUAUCACUCACCGCGGGGCUUUCGACUCGAGUGGACCAACAUGCGGUUCAUGCAGCGACUGUAGCAUUCACGGCCACGACAUCUAGCCUGCCCUUGAGCCAGAGGAUUCCUCUGCGUUCAUGGGACAGCCAUAUGCAUGUCGUUGACCCUCAACAGUUUCCGGUGUCUCCGUCGGCAGUAUAUCAACCAGAGGUUCAUACUCUAGCUGACGCUCUGGCUUUCGAGUCCUCCUUGGGCGUCGAGCACCUGGUCUUUGUCCAACCAUCUAUAUAUGGAACUGAUAAUUCCUGCCUAUUAUCCGCUUUGGCAAAACUCGGCCCCUCCCGUGGUCGCGGUGUGGUUGUUGUUGAUCCUGCCACAGCCCAGCCAGAAACGCUAGACAAGUGGCACGAACUUGGAGUCCGAGGUCUCCGAGUAAACUUGCAGUCUGUGGGCAAGGUGAUGGAACAAAGCGAGUUGGAAGAGACAUUACUUCGCCAUGCAGAAAUCGCCCGCCCUCGGAAUUGGAUUAUUGAGGUUUACGUUCCUCUGAAGAUGGUCCCCAUGCUCGAGUCCGUGGUGCCUCGCCUUGGUGUCCCUCUUUGCAUCGAUCAUUUCGGAAGUCCCGAACUAUCUUGCUUGGCUUGGGCCAAAAACAAUAGCACUUUCGAUCCCUAUGUCCUCCCUGGCUUCAGCUCGUUGAUCUCGCUACUCCGAGCCGGAAACACCUACAUCAAAGUGUCCGCGCCUUAUCGACUUACGAAAGACCGACAAAUGCGGGAUCUGAAGGCUAUGGCAAGGGAGUUCCUGGGUGCAGCACCGGACCGGGUCAUCUUCGCCACGGACUGGCCUCAUACUCGCUUCACCGGUGUCGACAUCAGCCCUUUUACCGAGUGGUGCUUAGACCUCUGCACUCACGACCCCGAGUUGGCGGAGAAAUUGUUUAGGCGGAAUACCGAGCGUUUGCUGGAUGUGCAUUCGGACUGA